AUUCCGCUCGUAACACACUCCAAAAAGCAAGCAACCACCUCCACACCUGUUGCUUUCUCUACCUCUGCAAUCUCUUCCAACUUGAAGGCUAUUGUUACCAUGAUGAAGGCUGUGCGUUGGUCCACUCUCCUUUGGCUUGUAGUUCUUGGUACCCCAACAUGCAGUGCCUUUAGUACGGCGGUGGUAUCGGCUACCCGUGGAGCGAAACUCCUUGGGGGCGGCAGAUUCAGAACAUUUCCAAGCAGCACCCACACGAGACAACAAUCAUCAUUGGAUGCCUCCGUACCGGUAGACAGCACAAUACCCUCUGCUGCUGACGAUAAGUCCACCGGUUUCCCAGACAAGCCAUCAUAUCGACACUACGACGCCAUUAUCUGCGGGGGAGGGCCGGCUGGAUUGUUGGCUGCCAUUAUGCUCUCGCAAAAGUUUGGUCCCUCCUACAAGAUUGCCGUCUGUGAACAACGGGCAGCCAUUCCACCGUCGCCAUCGGACGAGACGGUUUGGAGCGAUAUCGCGCGAUUCUAUUUGUUGGGAAUUGGACAUCGAGGCCAAUCAGCUCUGAAGAAAUUUGGUGUCCUCGAGGACUUUUUCAAAGCGUCUGUGGAAAAUCUAGGCCGACGAGAUUGGCAGCCAGGAAUGACCAAAGUGGAAGAUGGCAGAACCACCAUCGCCACGAAAGAUCCACCGAGUCGAGUGCUGGCCCGGGAUAAAUUGGUGGGUGUUCUGCACGAACAUUUGGUUCGGGAGUACACAGAAGGGAAAGGAGCCACUAUUGACCUUCUCUAUGGGUUCCAGGUCGAUCCUGUCAGCUUUGGAGUCGACAACGACAAUGCAGAAGAAGCUGUCAAAGUACGAAUCUCUCCUUGUCAAGAUAUUGUGGACGGUCCGACGAUACCGGUUGCGGCCUACGCAGCGUCACAGGACGCAGAACAGCUUUGUGAUGCCGAGGGUUCUUCCAUGGUGACGACUGAUUUCCUCAUUGGAGCAGAUGGUGCUGCCCGGACAGUGGCAAAAGCCAUGGAAGAUGCCGAUAGAGAACGAUACAACAGCUACAAUCCACUACGACGUCUCUUUGCCGAACGGCCUUUCCGUGUCACUAGUUUCAAUGACGAUAAUCCACGUGUGUAUAAAUCAGUGCCAAUCUUGUUGCCCAAGGAUUGGCCGCGUGGACUCAACUACUCGGCCCGCUCCAAAGACAGCCGCGUCACUUUGGAAGCCCUCCCUUCGGAUGACAAGGGCAACCUAUGUGCCUUGUUGCUGAUGAAACCGGACGAUGAACUGGCACAACCCAACACGCCACCAGCUUUAUUGCGAAAGUUCUUUGACGAGGAAUUUCCACAAUUUGGAGCACUUCUUGACGACGAGGAAAUUGCCAAUAUCGCGCAAAAGCCAGCGUCCAAGCUUCCCGUCUUUCGGUUUGUCGGACCACGACUGCGUUUGGGACAACGAACUAUGGUACUGGGCGAUGCGGCUCAUACUGUCAAACCGUAUUAUGGUCUGGGUGCCAACACUGCUCUGGAAGACGUACAAGUGUUGUCAGAGCUUCUCGAUGAUUGCGACAAGGACAUUCCCAAAGCGGUCAAAGCCUUCUCGGAUCGUCGAGCUGGUGAUGCCGCAGCACUGGUGACAAUAUCAAGAAACAUGGAUCGGCCUGGGAAGUGGUUUUUGGUCAACUUUUUGCUACCCUUGAUUCUCGAUGGAAUCUUUCAUAAGGUGGCCCCUCAGAUCUUUGGUCCCAACAUGUUUGGAAUGUUUCAGAAGAAGGGAAUGGGAUUCAAGCAAAUACAACGAAAGAAACGACUCGAUCGCGCUCUGCAGCUCACAAUAAUAGGCGCGGUCCUCACAGGCAUUGGAGCAUCUCUCAAGGCCGCCGUCAGAUUGCUGGCUAGAGCCACGGGUCAACAUCAGUCCGUGGUUUCCAUGAGUCUAGUCCUUGCAUCAUCAAUGAUUGUGCUGCUAAGGCGAUCAAUACAAAACAAAGAGACAAAGCUAGCAAAAGAAACAGCCUAAAGGUGAAGUUUGCCCAAUAAAGUAACUGACCCUUCCAUUCUGACUACCUCCAGAACUCGUUACUUCUUCGUUAAAAUAAAAACGAAACGAAAGGCCCCAGGAUCCCUCAUGGUUCCUUCCAAAGUGGCGACGCAACCCUUAGACUCCAUCACUCCAUAACCCCCUCCCC
This is a messenger RNA of Seminavis robusta, 2179 nucleotides long. The record is from the annotation of a GenBank genome assembly. NCBI's taxonomy places the organism in Eukaryota, Bacillariophyta, Bacillariophyceae, Naviculales, Naviculaceae.